AUGGCAUCCCUGGUUUCAAACUGGUCUUCCAAUCUGCAAACUUUGCCAGCAAAUUAUGUUGUGCCUGUGGACCAAAGGCCAGGAAAGCUUGCUCCAAUAAGCAUGGACAUACCAGUGAUUGAUCUUGGUGAUGCAGAUCGAGGUGCUGUGGUUCGGAAAAUCAUAAAAGCUAGUCAAGAAUUUGGAUUAUUCCAGGUGAUCAACCAUGGAGUGCCAGAAAAGUUGAUGAUUGAUGCAAAGAGUGUGGGGAAAGAAUUCUUUUCAAUAGCUGCUGAGGGUAAAGAGAAGUUGAUUGCUGAUGAUACACAACAUGGAUGGGAACUUUACACCAGUUCUGGAAAAUACAGCAUCCAAGAUUUUGCGUUCUGGAAAGACACUUUGCAGCAUCCAUGCCAUCCUCUUGAGAGUUGCGUCAAAUCUUGGCCCGAUAAGCCAGCAAGAUACCGAGAGGUUAUAGGACCAUAUACGGUUGAAGUGAGAGAACUAGGCAAGAGAGUUUUGGAACUGAUCUAUGAAGGAUUAGGAUUUACUGAGAAAAACUUCGAUAGUUAUGACUUGGUCCUGAUGAUCCAUAAUUAUCCAGCAUGCCCUGAUCCUAGUUCUGCUUUGGGAUCGGGUGGACACUAUGAUGGAAACAUCAUAACUUUACUUCAGCAAGAUGUUUAUGGGCUACAACUAUUUAAGGAUGGCCAGUGGCUUGGGGUUGAGCCUCUUCCAAACGCAUUCGUGAUAAACAUAUCUUUUGCCCUUGAGGUAAUCAGCAAUGGGAAGCUAAAAAGUGCUCUGCAUCGAGUUGUUACAAAUUCAGAUUGUUCUAGGACAUCAUUUGCCAGCUUUAUUAAUGUUCCUUUCAAUAGGAUCAUUGAACCUGCAAAGUCAGUUGUUAGUCCAAGCAAUCCACCAGUAUUCAGAGGUUUCCUAUUCGAAGAGUUUAUGGAGGUUCUUAUAAGCAAGAAUUCUGACAUGGAUGCCACGUUUGACUAUUUCAAAAUCAAGAGCCAAGCUGCCGAAUAAUGUUGUCUUUGGAUAAUAUC
Molecule: messenger RNA, 1034 nt
Organism: Coffea eugenioides
Lineage: Eukaryota; Viridiplantae; Streptophyta; Magnoliopsida; Gentianales; Rubiaceae
Product: hyoscyamine 6-dioxygenase-like
Exons: 4
Coding region: 1-1014 (337 amino acids)
Source: RefSeq, a predicted model, not a curated record